CCACAGAGCAGCAGUUACCUCCUCCUCUCUCUCUACCGGUAGUAUCCCGGUCCUCUCUCCUCUCUCCGCUCUCCAUGUCCCCGUCAUGGUGGACCUGAGCGCCGGCUGGAACCUGUCCUUCGCCGGCUGCGGGUUUCUGGGUAUCUACCACAUCGGAGUGUCCAGCUGUCUGCUGGAGAAAGCGCCCUACCUGCUGCAGGGAGCCUCCCGGCUGUACGGAGCCUCCGCUGGAGCUCUGACCGCCUCGGUGCUGGCCAGCCAGGCGUCCAUCACUCAAUGUUGUGAAGAUGUCAUCGCAGUGGCGAAAGAAGCCAGGAAGAGGAACCUGGGCCCCCUUCACCCGACCUUCAACCUGGUCAAGGUGAUAAAGUCCGGCCUGGAUCGUGACCUGCCGUCUGACGCGCACCUCCUGGUCUCGGGGCGGCUGUGCGUUUCGCUGACCAGAGUGUCCGACGGGGAGAACGUGCUAGUGUCGGAGUUCAGCUCCAAGGAGGAACUCAUCCAGGCGCUGAUCUGCAGCUGUUUCAUUCCCGUCUACUGCGGCCUGAUUCCUCCGUCCUUCAGGGGAGUGCGUUACGUGGACGGCGGGAUCAGCAACAACCUGCCGCAGUCGGAGCUGAAGAACACCAUCACCAUCUCUCCCUUCUCCGGCGAGUGUGACAUCUGUCCCCGCGACAACUCCACCAGCUUCCACGAGCUGCGCUUCACCAACACCAGCAUCCAGAUGAACCUGGGCAACAUGUACCGCCUCAGCAGGGCCCUGUUUCCACCAGAACCCAAGGUCCUGGCUGAGAUGUGUCAGAGCGGUUAUAAAGAUGCUCUACGCUUCCUUGAAGAAAACAACCUGCUGAUGCUGGAGCAUCCGACCUCGGGCCUCGCCCCGCCAGAGAGCCCGCCAGAGAGCCCGUCCGCCUGCUGCGGCAAGCACACGGAAACCAACAAAGAGUGGGUCCUCCGGAGGCUCCGCCUGCUGCGCAAACAGCACUGGUGGCUGGAUGAGCAGAUCGUUCUGCCCACGUCCAUCAAGAAAGUGUUCUGCGAGGCCUGCCAAGACAAACCCGGCCUGUAUGCCAAGGUGUCCGGGAUGCUGCCAGUGAGAGUGGCCUCCUACAUGCUCAUGCCGUACACGCUUCCUGUACAGUCGGCCUACUCAGUGGCCCAGAGGUUAGUGGAGUGGAUCCCAGAGGUGCCGGCGGAUAUGCGCUGGCUGUUUGGGGUGGCAGGUGACAUGUACCAACAGGCCUGGAGAGGAGCACCAGCCAUCAGAGAGCCGUGCCUGAGGAAAUGCUUGAGCGAGCCGCCUCUACCUACAGAGUGUGAUAAACCCAUGCAGGGAGACAACCCGCCUCCUCUUUCCUCCCUAGACCUCCACGGCAGCUACUGGGAGAUCCCCAAAUCUACCUCCUCCCACCAUCAUCCUCACAUCGCCCCCUCCUCUCCGCAAAAAGUUAGCUUCUACGUCGGCUCGCAGGAUGAACCUGAAUGAUUCAGGACCUGCACUUUGACAAUCAUGACCCCACUUCCUGUGAGGAGGAGCUGGUGGAUCGACGGGGUGGUACAGAUUUGAACCAGCAAACAAAAUGUUUUCAAGGAAACGCACAUUUAAUCUCUGACUCUGAACACUCCAGGCGGCACCGACUGUAUUAUAUUUUAACGAGUGCUCUGGAGAACUCACUCAGGAUCGUGGAUGUGUCUUUUAUGACCUUUUUUUUUUUUAUGUACAGCACUAGAAAAGUGUCUAGUUUUACAAUCUAACUACAACCCUACCUACCUGUUGGUUUAAAAUAUACUCAAUGUAGCAUUCAUUC
Molecule: messenger RNA, 1808 nt
Organism: Sebastes umbrosus (honeycomb rockfish)
Lineage: Eukaryota; Metazoa; Chordata; Actinopteri; Perciformes; Sebastidae
Gene: pnpla3
Product: patatin-like phospholipase domain containing 3
Exons: 9
Coding region: 86-1486 (466 amino acids)
Biological process (GO): lipid homeostasis; positive regulation of triglyceride catabolic process; triglyceride catabolic process
Cellular component (GO): membrane; cytoplasm; lipid droplet
Molecular function (GO): triacylglycerol lipase activity
Source: RefSeq, a predicted model, not a curated record